This is a messenger RNA of Triticum aestivum (bread wheat), 821 nucleotides long. RefSeq lists its product as uncharacterized. The coding region runs from base 165 to 521 and encodes 118 amino acids. NCBI's taxonomy places the organism in Eukaryota, Viridiplantae, Streptophyta, Magnoliopsida, Poales, Poaceae. The transcript has 3 exons. The record is from RefSeq and is a predicted model, not a curated record.
GGCGGUCCAUGUCAGCAGAGUGCGUGCACUCUUCCUGAACAGAAGCCCGAGAGACAGAUGGUUGAGAAGAGUGGAUAGGCACCUGACAUGUCACUCUCCUCAUAAGCUUGCUGAGCUGAACUCAACUCUGUAGAGAGGGAGAAGACGAUCAAGGGUGCGCGGCAAUGAAGAUGGCGAGCAGUGCGCCCCUGUGUCAGCCUCAUGGUCCUUGUGUUCGUCGGGGAAAGAUGGCAGGCCCGGUCCAGAGCAUCACCCGGGCGGAGAUCGACCGUUUCUGGAGCAGAAAGAAGCUGGAGGAAGAGGAACGCCGGCUCGAUGACGAGAAGGAGGCUGCAAGGAUCAAACUCAAGACUCUCAAGCAAGAAGAAUACAUGCUUUUUGAACAAAGGAUAAACGGGAUUAUAGGCGAGAAAACAGAGACAGCCGAGAUGAUGGAGGAGGGAGAGAUCGCCAGGAACAUCGAGAUACAAAUUGGCACUCAAGGAUUGGUGGAGGAAAAGCAGUUGUGCAUAUCUAAAUGAACCAGCAGUAGCAUCCAUUGAUGAUAACAGGAGUUGGAAGGAUAACACCAGAUAUACUCCACAGAAGAUGCAUUCAAGGUGCUCCCCGCCAGCACUUUACCAGAUGAACUUGACUGCUUUUGGGAUCUUCUAGAUGCUGACACCAAGGAUAAUGUGAAGCAUAGGGAUGCAUUUUCCUUAUGUGUCUCAAUAUGAAUUUGAGUCAGAUAAUAAGUUUGAUGAAAAGGGUACUUCUUGAGUCGAGCAUGGAACAGCCUUAUCAUUUAGGAGUAGCAUGUUUGGGAAUGCAGUGAAUUUUAA